Messenger RNA from Drepanopeziza brunnea f. sp. 'multigermtubi' MB_m1, 534 nucleotides. Lineage: Eukaryota; Fungi; Ascomycota; Leotiomycetes; Helotiales; Drepanopezizaceae. The record is from RefSeq and is a predicted model, not a curated record.
AUGAAUAUAGCUAUGGUAGAAUCACAAAACAAAUACAAAGCCCUAACUCUACCACAUACGUCCCUUCUUCGAAUCAGACUCGCCUUCGAGUCACCUCUUAUCAAAGUGGUAGGGUUAAGUUUGCAAGACGAGCAUAUGGCCGAAUUGCAUAGUCGCAAUACGGUCCUAAAGUACUACUCAAUGAUGCAUCGCCGGAUCGGUGUUAAUACGAGGCUCGGUGCAUCUUCUCCUCCGACACUUCUAUCAAAUGCGAGCGUUGCCGUGCUAUCAAGUCAACUUGCAUCCCCAACUAAGACGGCCGACGACGUUUUUCGUAAGGGCACAGUUGCAAAUAACCUCCUUAUAAAGACCCGCCGUGCUCUUGCCUCUCGAAUUAGUGAUGCUUCUUCCCUUCUUCAGGCCCGUGUCGCCGCUGCUUCCCUUGCCGCCGCCAAUGCUAAAGGUCCCUUGGCUGGCUUAAGUCCCGUCCCGGCGUUACGCCUACUUGCUGCCGCUGCCACCGCCGAUCUAGCUUCGCUAGACCUGCUGCGUUAA